Oenanthe melanoleuca is the source of this 2567-nucleotide messenger RNA. Its product is annotated as collagen alpha-1(X) chain-like. Bases 39 to 2351 code for a protein of 770 amino acids. The record is from RefSeq and is a predicted model, not a curated record. Lineage: Eukaryota; Metazoa; Chordata; Aves; Passeriformes; Muscicapidae. The transcript has 20 exons.
GACCCCCAUCCCGGGCAGCCGGGCCCCGAGGCUGCGGAAUGGGGUCCAGCAGCCUCCCGCGGCUCCUCCGCUCCCUCUGCAUCGUCUCGGUGCUGGCCGGGUGCCUGCACCCUGCCACGGCCCAGUGGUUCUCCCUGGGCUCAGAGGACACCACCCCGGAUCCAGGCACCAGCCCCACGCCCCCCACCCUGGAUGGGGAGGAAGACACAGACGCCAGCGUGGAGCCCGCGGGGAAGCUGCUGCUGAGCAAACCUCCUCUGGCAACAGCCCCUAGACGCCGGGACCAACUCUCCAGAGGGGCAGCGAAGGGGUCAGGCCAUGCCCCGCCACGCACACGAGGCCAGCACCGACCCACGGCCGCCCCGGAGAUCUUUGAGGGGAGCGCAGUGGAAGAGGAAUUCCUGCAGAUCCAGACGACGGCGAAGGGGCUGCCCCCGAGGGUCCCCUCGGCCCCGGAGACGGACCCUGCCCUCCAGGUGCACAACAUCUCCGGCUGUGUCUGCCCCGUGCGCCCCGGCCCUCCUGGCCCUCCCGGCCCAAAGGGAGAGAAAGGUGACCGAGGGUUCCCUGGAGAGAGAGGCCAGCCCGGAUUCUUAGGGGAGAGAGGGAAGUCCGGCAGCCCAGGACAGCCAGGUCACCAGGGUCCCCGAGGCCCUCCGGGUCCUCCGGGACCACCGGGGCCCCCGGGACCGCCGGGCGCUUGGGGAGCCCGGGGCCCACCCGCGCCUGCUGCCCUCCGUGAGAGAUCCGAGAACGAGCUGGGAGUCUCCAGCCCUGUGGGAAACCCAGGACCCCCAGGUCCCCCCGGGCUGCCCGGCAUGCCCGGACCCCCCGGCUACCCAGGCCACGAUGGCCCCCAGGGGGCCCCUGGGCGGGAGGGAAAGCCCGGACCCCCAGGCCCCCCAGGAGCUGUGGGGCCACCUGGCUUCCCUGGGGCUGAAGGACUUCCAGGAUCUCCAGGCUCAGCUGGGCCAGAUGGACCCCCAGGGGCACCUGGACUCCCAGGGCCUCAGGGUCCCCCUGGGUUGCCCGGGCACGAAGGACCUCCUGGUCCCCCAGGAUCUGCAUCACUCCCUGGCAAACCAGGGCUCCGAGGGGAGCCAGGAUUCCCAGGACCAAAGGGUGAGAAGGGCGAGUAUGGGCUGCCAGGCAUGCCAGGGAGCCCUGGCCGAACUGGAGAGCCAGGGUCCCCGGGCAUGCCCGGCCCCAUGGGGCCACCAGGACCACCAGGGGACUACAGGUGUGACUCACGCCACGCUGGACACCGUGGAUUGGCUGGGCUGACAGGCCCCAAGGGGUGCUGCUAUGGGGAACAUGGGUGCAAACCUGGCCACCCCCCCUUCCCCAGCACUGGCAGCCAGCCCGGCUCCUGGGGGUCCAUCAACAGGUACCAGACGGGUCUUCGAGGUCCCCCCGGGAACCCCGGCCCCCCUGGGCCCCCCGGCCCCCCCGGCCCACCAGGUCUCCUCUACCUCAAUAGGGUGCACCCCAUGCAUGCCCAGCCGCCCUGCAAGCAGCCGACAGAGCCAUCGGACUCCCGCGCUGAUCUGCGGCGCCAGACGUGGGUUUUCAAGUCCAAGGAGCUGAUGGUGAAGGCGAGCAGAGCUGUGCCCGAGGGGAGCCUGGUCUAUGUGCGGGAGGGGAGCAGCGCCUUCCUCCGGACCCCCACUGGCUGGAGCCGCCUCCUGUACCAGGAGGCAAAGAGGGUGCAGCCAAGAGGUCCCAACAUUCUUUCACCCAUGCAGUCUCCAACAGACUCACUGAUCCAGAAGGAGGAAGAACAAGGGUUGCCCCAGAUUCUGGCAACCACCAUUGCCCCACAGAUCCCAUCUCUCCGCCUGGCUGCCCUCAACGUGCCGCUGUCUGGUGACAUGAGCGGGAUCCGGGGCGCUGACCUGCAGUGCUACCGGCAGUCACAGGAGGCCGGGCUCUACGGCACCUUCCGGGCCUUCCUGUCAGCCCCCACCCAGCACCUGGUGUCCAUUGUCAAGAGGACGGACAGGACCCUCCCCAUCAUCAACCUGAAGGGGCAGCUGCUGGCCAAGUCCUGGAGCUCCCUCUUUGGGGGUCAGUCUGGUGCUGCCCUGCAGGGUCCCAUCUACUCCUUCAAUGGGCGCAACCUCCUGAUGGAUCCCCUCUGGCCCCAGCAGCUAGCCUGGCACGGCUCCACACCGCGGGGCGGCCAUGCCCGCCGGUGGGAUUGCCAGGGCUGGCGCAGCUCUGGCACAGCCCAGGGCAUGGCCACCGCCCUGGGCGAGGGCCGGCUGCUGGCCGGGCACCGGCACAACUGCUCCACGCCGCUGGCCGUGCUCUGCAUCGAGGUGGCUUUUCCUUACCGGCACAUGUGGUGACAGCAGUGACACCCAACCACGUGCUGCAGGCAUUUCUCCAGUUCUGUGUGGCUGGGGAAUGUUCCUGGGAGCACCACGGGCAGUGUUGGAGCUGUGCCAGAGCACUGAAGGGACACCGGGUCCACAUCCAGGCUGUGCCAUGCCCAGCCCCAGCUGUGCCACCACACAGAUCCCUGUGCCACAGGGCAAUGCCAGGCUGUGCCUGCAGCAUCCCAC